UGCAGUCAUAGAUUUUGUACAUCUUUUUUGUUAUUAUCUGUGGGUGGUUCUAUUUCUAUGAAAAAGUAAUUUUGUUUGGCUGUCCAUUUUCAUGAGUUUUCAAGUAUUGACUGGGAAAUAUAGCUAAAGUAAUAAUUAAUAAUGGCUUUAUACUGUGCAAUAUCUAAUGAGGUCCCCGAGCUGCCCGUGGUGUCCCCUAUGUCUGGCGCCGUAUUUGAGAAGCGCGUUAUCGAGAAAUAUAUCAUAGAAAAUGGAGUAGACCCUAUCAAUGGCAAGGAAUUGAGAGUAGAGGAUCUUAUUGAGAUUAAAACUCCACCAAUAGUGAAACCAAAGCCACCGAGUGCCACAUCCAUCCCGGCCACUCUAAAGAGCAUGCAAGAUGAGUGGGACGCUCUCAUGCUGCAUGCCUUUACACAGCGUCAGCAGCUUCAGACUGCUCGACAGGAACUAAGUCACGCUCUGUACCAACACGACGCGGCGUGCCGAGUGAUCGCGCGUCUUACCAAGGAGGUGACAGCCGCCCGAGAGGCGCUCGCCACGCUCAAGCCGCAAGCUGGCAUCGUCGCGCCGCAGCCUACGCACCAGGCGGAGGGCUCUGCGGCGGGCGGCGGCGCGGCGCCGGUGGGCAUGUCGGGCGAGGUGGUGGCGCGGCUGCAGGAGCGCGCCACGGCGCUGACGCAGGAGCGCAAGCGCCGCGGCCGCACCGUGCCCGAGGGGCUGCUGGCGCCCGACCAGAUCCGCGCCUUCCUCACGCUCGCCUCGCAUCCCGGUCUCCACUCGGCCAGUGUGCCCGGCAUCCUGGCCUUGGAUAUCAAUCCUUCAGACCACAGCAAGCUGCUGACAGGAGGCAACGACCGCAACGCGACCGUGUUCAACAAGGACACGGAGCAGGUGGUGGCCAUCCUCAAGGGGCACAGCAAGAAGGUCACGCGCGUCAUCUACCAUCCCGACGAGGAUACCGUCAUUACUGCCUCGCCGGAUCAUACUAUUCGUGUUUGGAAUGUGCCUACGUCUCAAACGACAGUUAUUCUGCGCUCUCACGAUGGUCCAGUGACUGGUCUCUCGCUGCACCCCACUGGCGACUAUGUGCUGUCCACGUCCACUGACCAGCACUGGGCCUUCUCCGACAUCCGCACGGGCACGCUGCUCACCAAGGUCAGCGACUUCUCCGGGGUCAGCCUCACCACCGCACAGUUCCAUCCUGACGGUCUUAUCUUCGGAACCGGCACGGAGAACUCCCAAGUCAAGAUUUGGGAUCUGAAGGAACAGAGCAACGUGGCCAACUUCCCAGGACAUGUUGGCCCAGUGACGUCUAUCUCCUUCUCUGAGAACGGUUAUUACCUUGCCACUGCAGCUGAAGACGCGUGCGUUAAGCUAUGGGAUUUGCGAAAGUUGAAGAACUUCAAGACUAUUCAGCUUGAAGAGGGGUAUGCCAUUAAGGAGUUGUGCUUCGACCAGAGCGGUACAUACCUGGCUAUCGCGGGUACGGACGUCAGGGUGUACCUGUGCCGGCAGUGGCAGGAGCUGAAGGUGUUCAACGACCACACGGCGUCGGCGACGGGCGUGAGGUUCGGCAAGAACGCGCAGUACAUCGCCUCCACCAGUAUGGACAGAACGCUCAAACUGUACGGCUUAGAGUAGUACACUAGUCCAUGUUAUUUGUUUUCUAUAGAUUGAGCUGAUUUAGGCCUCUAUGUGCCCUGUUAAGGUAGCAAUUCGAUGUGAGCUCUAAUGUGAUGAAUCUAUUGCAGGGUUGUUCUUUUUGUAUUUUUUUUAACUGCGACCCAGACGUUGGGGCCACAUUUGGUACUUUAGUGAAUUCGUUUUUAUUUAUUUACUUGGCGAAAAACCAGCCAAUUUGGCUACUUUAGCGGGAUCACAGUCAGGUCAGAAUUAUAUUAUUAACAUAUGGCACUAACCUCUAGUGGUUGUCAAUUAAUUAACUACCACCCCAACUGCCCAUUACAGAUAUAUUUCCCAAAUUACUGACGAGUGUAUAGUUAAAAUAAAUAAACAUUAUACAUGACUAUAACAGUGACCCAAUACUAGAUUACCUGUAAUUUUUAGUGUCGCUAAUAUACAUUUUAGCAUCAUGUACCCAGUAAUAAUAUUUCAUAUAAUUUUCUUAAAAAGUUGCCAUGCCAUAAUGUCUGCUCAAUACCUGCCUAAGUUUGAAAUGCCCUUUACAAAAACAUAACAUUCUGGUAUUUCAAACGUAAUUGAUUUUAUGCUUCUGGCAGUUUCGACUUUAAAUAUAUUUGACUGGAGUCUUUAUUGAUAAAUAACCUAAUGAAAAGUACAUUCUUGAUUAAAUUUAUAUUAUGUAGGUUAGGUUUUAGCUCAUAACGUCUUAUUGUAAGUAUAUUCGUAUAGUGAGUGGUCAAUGUUUUAUAAGGACUUGAGAAAAAGCUGACGAAUUGUGGAAAGUUUCAUUUCUUUAGUAAUAAAGGGAAUGACUUUA
Helicoverpa armigera (cotton bollworm) is the source of this 2461-nucleotide messenger RNA. RefSeq names its product Pre-RNA processing factor 19 (gene Prp19). The record is from RefSeq and is a predicted model, not a curated record. Bases 142 to 1641 code for a protein of 499 amino acids. Gene Ontology annotation, biological process: protein ubiquitination; DNA repair; mRNA splicing, via spliceosome. Gene Ontology annotation, molecular function: protein binding; ubiquitin protein ligase activity. Gene Ontology annotation, cellular component: U2-type catalytic step 1 spliceosome; cytoplasm; Prp19 complex. Lineage: Eukaryota; Metazoa; Arthropoda; Insecta; Lepidoptera; Noctuidae. The transcript has 7 exons.